Molecule: messenger RNA, 1023 nt
Organism: Mya arenaria
Lineage: Eukaryota; Metazoa; Mollusca; Bivalvia; Myida; Myidae
Product: orexin receptor type 2-like
Exons: 6
Coding region: 1-1023 (340 amino acids)
Biological process (GO): G protein-coupled receptor signaling pathway
Cellular component (GO): membrane
Molecular function (GO): neuropeptide Y receptor activity
Source: RefSeq, a predicted model, not a curated record
AUGUUUAUUGUGAACACGGCUGUUGCCGACUGGUCUGUUGUCCUUGUCAUGUUGCCUUCCUCUCUGGUUGUUGACAUAACAGAUACGUGGCUGUUUGGAGGAGCUUUUUGCAAAAUCAGCAUCGCUAUCGAACCCGAAGAAUGGGCACUAGUUGUUGUUUAUGUUAUAACGUUUUUAGUCGGUGUUCUUGGGAAUAUUCUAGUCUGCUUUGCAGUUUGUAGAAACAAAGACUUGCAAACACAUACAAACAUAUUUAUUGUGAACUUGGCUGUUGCCGACUUGACUGUGAUCGUUGUCCUGUUGCCUUCGGCUCUGAGUGUUGACGUAACAGAUACGUGGCUGUUUGGAGGAGCAAUGUGUAAAAUCAGCAUCGCUAUCGGGACAAUGUGUAUUACCGUCUCCAUUCUGACACUGUGUGCGAUCUCAAUAGAAAGAUGGUACGCCAUAUGUCAGCCCUUUGGUUUCAAUAACAACAUCCAGAGGGCCCGCAUCACCAUUGCCGCCAUUUGGGCAGUCUCCAUUUGCGUGGCAUUGCCCGAGUUCCUAGCCUUCACCGUGAUACCGUAUCGCCCCGACACAAUUUUCAGGACAAUAUGUUACCCAGCCCUAUGGGAGAAGAAAACGAUGAUGAUCUUCCAGAUAUGCCAGUUGGUGUCACUCUAUUUCCUGCCCCUUGUCCUCAUCGCCUGCGUGUACACGCACAUAUCUGUCGUACUCUGGAUGACACGUAUCUCAGAUACACCAAAUAUUUACAUGAAUCCAGUAAACGAAUCAAGGCAACCUAAUGCGGAGAUUGGCAAUAGGUUGUUGAUACGAAGAAAGACAGUUAAGAUGCUGGUGAUGAUUGUUGUGGUGUUUGCCCUGUGUUUUCUGCCUAACCACACACUAAUAAUACUAAGAUAUAUGGAAAAGCUGAGGGGUAUUGCUAACUUGCGGAUGUUCGCUCUUAUCUCUCACUGGUGUACAUUUUUCAACAGCUGUAUCAAUCCCAUCAUCUACAGCUUCAUGAGCGGUAAAAAUUGA